Messenger RNA from Caenorhabditis briggsae, 327 nucleotides. Lineage: Eukaryota; Metazoa; Nematoda; Chromadorea; Rhabditida; Rhabditidae. The record is from RefSeq and is a predicted model, not a curated record. The transcript has 2 exons. Bases 1 to 327 code for a protein of 108 amino acids.
AUGUCGUUGACUGCUGAACCAGCAUCAUGUACAAUUCCAGCUAACGGUGGAACGUCAAGUCUCAAAAUAGCAAAUUCAGGAACUGAUAAGCUGAUUUUUAAGAUCAAAUCUUCUAACAACAAAGACUACCGUAUCCAACCAGUCUUUGGCUUUGUCGAACCAUCGGAAUUCAAAGAAGUUACAGUAAUACGUUUAUCUGGUCCCCCUAAAGAAGACAAAAUUGUGAUUCAUUUUUCAAUUGCUCCAGUAGAUGUUUUUGAUGCUUCGGCGGCGUUUGCUACGGUUACCCCAGCUGGAACAUUCACAAUUCCGAUGUCUGCAACCUAA